Messenger RNA from Linum tenue, 1577 nucleotides. The record is from the annotation of a GenBank genome assembly. Lineage: Eukaryota; Viridiplantae; Streptophyta; Magnoliopsida; Malpighiales; Linaceae.
CACAAGUAGAUUCGAAUUUCAAAAAAACAUCCCGAAAACCAACGGCCGCCCAUUCCUUUGAAUCUCCUUUGCAUCGCAGCCGUCCAUUUCUCCUGGCACAUCCCAAUCAACGGUCCUCCUUCUCCCUCUCCACGCUCCGGAGAACGGAAUAAGAAAGUGAACUCGCAGGACGAAGACUCAGAUCACCAUAGCCAUCGACUGAGAGAUAGAGAGAGACUAGAGAGAGAAAGAGAGAUGGAGAAACCUGUGACCACGGCGUCAGUGAUGGAGUUGUUCGAGAAGCUGGAGAAGGUCGGCGAAGGGACGUACGGCAAGGUGUACAGAGCGAGGGAGAGAGCGACAGGGAAGAUCGUUGCUCUGAAGAAGACCCGACUCCAUGAGGACGACGAAGGAGUUCCUGCGACUACUCUUCGCGAGGUCUCCAUCUUGCGAAUGCUCUCCAGGGAUCCUCACGUUGUGAGAUUGUUGGACGUUAAACAAGGGCUGAGCAAAGAAGGGAAAACAGUUCUGUACCUGGUGUUUGAGUACAUGGAGACUGAUCUGAAGAAAUACAUCAGGAGCUUCCGCCAAACUAAAGGCACCAUUCCUACGGACAUUGUUAAGAGCUUGAUGUAUCAAUUGUGUAAGGGUGUCGCAUUCUGUCACGGGCAUGGGAUCUUGCACAGGGACCUCAAGCCCCACAAUCUGUUGAUGGACAAAAAGACAAUGAUGCUUAAGAUUGCAGAUCUUGGACUCGCUCGUGCAUUUACUCUCCCUAUCAAGAAGUACACACAUGAAAUCCUGACUCUCUGGUAUAGAGCUCCUGAAGUCCUCUUAGGAGAUACCCACUACUCGGUUGCUGUCGACAUAUGGUCUGUUGGCUGCAUAUUUGCUGAAUUAGUGAACCUGCAAGCUAUUUUCCAAGGAGAUUCAGAGCUGCAGCAGCUUCUGCAUAUUUUCAGACAGUUGGGUACACCAAAUGAAGAGAUAUGGCCUGGAGUCAGCAAACUUGUGAACUGGCACGAGUAUCCCCAAUGGAGUCCCCAGAGUUUGUCAACUGCUGUCCCUACUCUGGACAAGGACGGGCUCGAUCUCCUCGAGCAAAUGUUGAAGUAUGACCCGGCAAAGCGUAUAUCAGCAAAGAACGCCAUGGAACAUCCGUACUUUGAUGAUGUAGUGAAGGACGCUCUGUGAGAAGAUAAAUUAUUAGCUGGAGAGAAGAUUCCCAAGUGCUACAACAAUCAAUCCAAGCGAGGCCAAGUUUUUAAGAUCACCUUCUGUCAUGCAAGCUGAAUGACGAGGAUGAUGAUUUGUUCACUCCAAUGACAGUAGGAUAAAAAAGCUCUCUACUUUGUGCUUCUCUCAAGCAAAAUGUAACAAUUCUAUGAUGUUCUGCAAUAUUAAGAUAUCAUUAUGCCAAUAGGCGGUACUGAUGUGUUAGGCUUUGGCGGAUAGCUUGAUGGUUCUCUCGACUUGUUUGCUUGAACAACCUCUUAACUAUUACUAAGGAACUUUUUUCUUUUUAUAUUUUAUUCAUUAAAUAAUUAUUAAGCAUAAUAAAAAAAUAAUAUAAAUCACCAUAAUUUUUUACAUUAACC